Messenger RNA from Stereum hirsutum FP-91666 SS1, 825 nucleotides. RefSeq lists its product as uncharacterized. NCBI's taxonomy places the organism in Eukaryota, Fungi, Basidiomycota, Agaricomycetes, Russulales, Stereaceae. The record is from RefSeq and is a predicted model, not a curated record. Bases 1 to 825 code for a protein of 274 amino acids. The transcript has 3 exons.
AUGUCGAACUCACUCCUCAUAGACACCUACGAUAUCAUUCAUAUUCGAAAACAACUCAGGGUGUAUUGCGGUGAACCGGACGCGCUACGCUCAGGUCUACGCCAGUUCGGCGCACUUAUCAGCGGAGAUAUGGUAUACGCCCUGGCCUUCCACGGCAGCACCAGACACCGCCACGUCUCGAAUAGGUCAUUAACGAUUUAUGUCCCGCCCGGGCGAGCGGCAUGGUUCUUGCAAUUCUUUCGGUCAGAGAAGUACUUUCGAGUUUGUCAAGCCGUAAAUGACCACGGGACGGGCGAUAUCCCAUACCUCGAGGAGCUCGAUAUUCAUGAACAUGAGUAUCGAUUGGGCGAGAGAGGGCUCGCCACCGUCACCUACCUCGUAGACAGGCGGGGUCGUCGUGUCGAUGUCAUCGAAGCAGACGAAGGCGCAUCAAGCUAUCCACUCGCACACGCGAACACCACCAUCGAACAGUCGUUCGCCACCGCCGACUCCAUAUGCAUCGCCCACCCCAAACUCAUGCUCACUGCACGAGCCAUCGGCAACCUGCGAACGUUCCCCAUUGGAUCAGCGGAACCCCACCAACUGUGGUCCCUGUUUGUCCUCAGGGGAUUCUCGAUGCGCUUCUGGCGAGGGGAGCGACAGAGUGGGCCACAUGGGCCGGAAAUGACACGGAUGAUUGAGGGCCGGAGGUCGUUCUUUGAUGCACACUGUUUCGUACUCCGGUAUGAUGACGGCGAGGACGAAGCGUACUAUAAUGCAGCAACGUGGGACUGGGUGAACUCUAUCACGAGCCCACACCGAAUGGACAGCGGGCCAUCAGUGUAG